Molecule: messenger RNA, 1191 nt
Organism: Diaporthe citri
Lineage: Eukaryota; Fungi; Ascomycota; Sordariomycetes; Diaporthales; Diaporthaceae
Exons: 2
Coding region: 1-1191 (396 amino acids)
Biological process (GO): L-tryptophan biosynthetic process
Cellular component (GO): cytosol
Molecular function (GO): anthranilate phosphoribosyltransferase activity
Source: RefSeq, a predicted model, not a curated record
AUGGCCACGCCGACCCCCGACCCGCGCUCGAAUCUCCAGUCCGAGUCGCAGCCGGACCUCAUUGAGGCCACCGCCGGUGCUCCCCAGCCCCCUCCAGUUGUCGACAUCAAGCCCUUGCUUGCGCGCCUGUGGCCACGCCACCCGGAAGUCACCGCCGGCGAGAUCUCCGACGCCAUCGAGCACUUCUUCACCGACCGCAUCGACGAUGUCCAGACCGGCGCCCUGCUCAUGUGUCUGCACUUCACCGGCCUGGACGCGACCCCCAAGUCUUGUCGCAGCGGUGACUCUCACAACACCUUCAAUAUCUCUACUACGGCCUCCAUCCUCGCCUCCAGCCUCCUCCUCGUCUCCAAGCAUGGCAACCGCGCCUCCACCUCCAAGUCCGGCUCCGCCGACCUCAUCGCAAACAUGCGCUUCCCCACACCGCCGGACAUGAGCGCCGUCGAGCCAGACAAGAUAGGCCAUAUCUACAGCAAGACAAAUUACGCCUUCCUCUUCGCCCCUUCCUUCCACCCGGGCAUGCGCUUCGUCUCCCCUACGAGGAAGAAGCUGCCCUGGCGCACAAUCUUCAACCUGCUCGGGCCCCUGGCCAACCCUAUGGAUGUCCACGACAGGCCGAUGCUCGAGGCGAGGGUCAUCGGUGUCGCCAGGAAGGACCUGGGCCCAGUCUUUGCCGAGGCGCUCCGUCUCAACGGCGUGAGGAAGGCCAUGGUCGUCUGCGGGGACGAGGAGCUGGACGAGGUCAGCUGCGCCGGCCCAACCCUGUGCUGGAGGCUUUGCGAGGGCGCCGCAGCAGGCGAGGUUGAGAUCCAGCACUUCAGGCUCGCGCCCGAGGACUUUGGCCUAACUAGGCACCCACUCAACACGGUAUCGCCCGGGAAGGAGCCAGCCGAGAACGCCAAGAUCCUCAAGAGCAUACUGAAGGACGAGCUCGCUGAUAAUGAUCCCAUCCUCGAGUUCGUGCUCAUCAACACCGCCGCGCUAUUUGUGGUUUCAGGCGUGUGCGACGCGGACUCGAGCGAUUUGGGUCAUGGCGAUGAUGGCAGCGUCCUGCGGGAGGCAGGGCCUGGCGGGGGAAGAUGGAAGGAAGGGGUGAGAAGGGCACGAUGGGCCAUCAAAAGUGGCGAGGCGUGGAGGCAAUGGGAAGCAUUCGUCCAGGUCACCAACGAUCUCAACAGCGGACGGUCUUAG